UCCCGCAGGUCUCCUUCCGGAAAUCAAGCAGUAUGCCUGGGAAAUCGCUGAGAUCAGCUCUCCUCGGCUUUUUAAUUAGCGUUUUGAUCUGUGAAAUUUCCCUGGCAGAUAUCGUGGAGCCAUCAUGUCCGCCGGGUUAUCAGUUUAUCAAUGGCCGUUGCGAAAGCGUGUCUAGUUGUCCCACGGGAUACUUUUUGAACACAGAUGGAAAUUGUUACCUACAGACCAAUCAAUGUCCCCCUGGGUAUUUUCUUAACGUUGAUGAAAAGUGUCAUCCGACUCAUCCAGUGCCUUGUCCUUUCGCGUCGACAACAACAACUUCUACAACAACAGAACCAACAACAACUUCUACAACAACAGAACCAACAACAACUUCUACUACAACAGAACCAACAACAGAACCAACAACAACAACAGAACCAACAACAACUACUACUACAACAGAACCAACAACAACUACUACUACAACAGAACCAACAACAACUACAACUACAGAAUCAACAACAACUACUACAACAACAGAACCAACAACAACUUCUACAACCCGCUGUCCACCGGAUUCAAUUUUCUACGAGGAGCAAUGUCGCAAAAUCGUUUGUUCGGAGGGAGAAUAUUAUGCCGGUCGCUGCAUAGCGCCAGCUUGUCCACCGGGAACCGUUUGGUAUGGCCGACGGUGCCAGGAACCCGGUUACAUUACCACCAUCCUGGAGAUCGGAAAUGUGAUCCACAACGAGCACAAGUACAAUGUAACCAGCGAGAAUAUAAACCGAGUGGAGUAUGUUACACCCGCUCCCUACAAUCCGGACACGGACAAAAGCUAUGAGGCCACUCUACCGUCAAUUCCCGCAGACACCAUUGUCAGGACGAGCACGAAACGACCUUGGAUAUAUCCCAGCUUAGUGCCCACUACCACGGAGCGAGGAGAUGAGGCCUUUCAGGGCAGCAAUCCGCCGUCGGGCUGCUGUGUGGUAAAGAGUCCACGGAUCUGCAUCAACUACGCGCCCAACUGGGUGUGCUCCAGCAAGGACCAGAAGCUAUGCGAUCCGCGCGUCUGCACCUCCAAUGUAAUUUACCUUAAGCCGCCGCAUGUCGUUCAGACAGAGUAUUUGAACCGAAAGAUGGUGGUGAUGCCGCCAAAUCCGCCCCUGGUGGCCUGCAGCACACCCGACUGCAAGGAAAGCGAUGUUCUGGAUUGCUCCGGCUGCAAUGACCAUCUCCGGGACAAGUGCUCGCCAGGCUGCUACAGCUAUUUCUGUCCCAAUGGCUUUUGUGGCUUCAUGAAUACCCAGGACUUUUGCGAAAUCUAUCCGGGUGAAUUUGGCUGCAACCCAAACGAUGGAUGCAUUUGGGACUGGUGCAAUAAGAAGUGCUACUGACAUCCUUAACUGUUAACUCGAUAUCUUUAAUACAGUAUCCAGAUUCCUGUACUUAAUUAAA
Molecule: messenger RNA, 1437 nt
Organism: Drosophila kikkawai
Lineage: Eukaryota; Metazoa; Arthropoda; Insecta; Diptera; Drosophilidae
Source: RefSeq, a predicted model, not a curated record